GCUAUCCAUAUUUUCAAUGAAAACAAAGUCGACGGAAACUUAACAAGGGACCCUCAGGAAGCAUCUCGCCUCCCGUUCUUCCCUCGAAGCAAAUUUCUAGGGUUUUUUUUUUUUCCCUUCCGUUUCGCGCUCUUCGCUCCUCUUCUCGCUUCUCUAUUUUUGAUCGAUGGAGUAGCAGGGCCCGUCCAUGGAAUUGGUCUCGACUGUGAUUCUUCCUCGUGCUCUGGUCGCCAUCUCACUGCUAUGGGAGCCCUAACGGAGAAUCGCAAGCGGCGCCUCGCUGUUGACCUCCGACUGUCUUCCUUCGCCCACCCCGUCUUUGAUCUCGCUUCCGAGCCAUCCCCUCCCUCCAAAAAGAUCAAGCGCAUCUCCCCACCGGUCUCUCUCUGCGCUAUCACGCCUUUGACGCAGGUAGCGCUUACCCCGACCCCCGCGGCGCGAAGCUUCCCUCCUCCUUCUCCUCUUCCGCGCCCCGUCCACGGCCCCCAGCGCAUCCUCAGAGCCUUUGGCCUUGGGUCGGCCAACGGAUCCCGCCUUCUGCCGUCGCCUCUUAAGCCAAAAGACGUAGAGAUGGGUAAUCUCGUGUCGCAGUUCCUCCGAGUGAAGAAAGCUGCCGUCUUUACACCAUGGAGGAUGGGAAAGAGGGACCAGGCGUCUUCUCCGUCCAGUAUGAAUCGGGGUUCGGAUGGUAACGAUGGGAGCCAUGAAGGGUUAGGGUUGGAUCAGUAUGUUCAGUUGGUUAACGACGUGAAAGAUGGUAACUUGGUUCCAGAGACGAGUCACAACAAUGCAGUAUUUCCUUUCUCAAAAUCUGGUUUGUCAGACCUGAGAAUUGUGACACAGAAAUCUGAGGAGACGCCCAACCUACAUUUAGUAAAUCGCAAGGUAGAGGAUGCCAGAAAACUUCUUCGCAAAUCCUCUCCAGCAAGAGAGGAUAAAACAUCAGUCAAGAGAAGUCCUUUGUAUAAAGAGCUGUACGUAGAGUCUGCUAGAAAACAUGAUACAAAGCUGAGGAACUUGGACCUUGAGGUGGAGUUGGCUGAGAAGAGGAUAUCUUCCUUCCGCUUGAUACACCAUGAGGAAGAGAAGCAAUUCGAAGAGGAUUUAAAAGAAGUUUUUUCCCCACUCACGAAUGAAGAAGAGGAGGAAGUUGACCAUGCAUUGAAUGAUAAAAACAGUUGUGAAAUCCUAGUUGUACAUGAGCCCUCUAACAUUGAGAUAACCAAAAAGGUUUUGCAUUGUUUAAGCUGGAAUGAUUGGUUAAAUGAUGAGGUCAUAAAUCUCUACCUUGAAUUAUUGAAGGAGAGAGAGAAAAGAGAACCUAAGAAAUUUCUGAAAUGCCAUUUCUUCAACACUUUUUUCUAUAAAAAGUUGGUAAGCGGAAGAAAUGGAUAUGACUACAAGGCUGUAAGGAGGUGGACAACUCAAAGAAAGCUUGGAUAUAGCCUUAUUGAAUGUGACAGAAUAUUUGUUCCAAUACACAAAGAAAUACAUUGGUGUUUGGCCGUAAUCCAUGUAAAAGAGAAGAAGCUCCAAUAUCUUGAUUCACUUGGUGGAAUGGAUAUGACAGUGUUGAGAGUACUGGCUAAAUAUUUGAUGGAUGAAGUGAAGGAUAAGAAUGGGAAUCAGAUUGACACUUCAUCUUGGAUAGCACAAGCAGUUGAUGACCUACCUUUGCAGAAGAAUGGGUGGGAUUGUGGAAUGUUCAUGCUCAAGUAUACAGAUUUCUACAGCCGUGGUUUAAACCUCUUUUUUCAGCAGGAAAACAUGCCAUACUUCAGGAAGAGGACUGCCAAGGAGAUUCUUAGAUUAAAAGCUGAUUGAAAGGGGGAAAAUAAUACUGAAUAAGAAGCAAGUUUCGGCAUGAGUUUUAGCUGAAGUCAUCUUCAGAGCAAGUGUGAAAAUGGGAAGAUUUAGUGAACCGUGGAGGCAAAUGAAAAGUACUCUGUUUUGAGAAAUGAACUAACAGUACUCAAGGAGUGUCCGAUAUUGGGAAAAGAUGAAACAGUAUGCACCCAUUGAAUCAUCUCCACAUAUAUAUAUAUACAUAUCGAUUAUAAGAUGUUGCAAAUAUCCUCUCAGCAGAGUUAACGAGCCUUUUUCUGUGAAUCCAUAUUGGUUCUAGGCCUUUUUGUGUGAAUUUGUCUUUCUCUACGUUGUCUUGUCAAGCGACUCAACGAGUAUACAGUCGUCGCAUCAACUGGUUUUGUAAUGAUUAUGAUAUUGCUAGCUUAGAUUUUUUUUUUCCUUCUAUUUUAAAAAUGUGGUAUGUCACACCUAAUUAGAGGAAAAGUGUUGAAGGCUUAAA
This is a messenger RNA of Zingiber officinale, 2308 nucleotides long. Its product is annotated as ubiquitin-like-specific protease ESD4. Gene Ontology annotation, molecular function: deSUMOylase activity. Bases 244 to 1824 code for a protein of 526 amino acids. The record is from RefSeq and is a predicted model, not a curated record. Gene Ontology annotation, biological process: protein desumoylation. Lineage: Eukaryota; Viridiplantae; Streptophyta; Magnoliopsida; Zingiberales; Zingiberaceae. The transcript has 9 exons. Gene Ontology annotation, cellular component: nucleus.